Molecule: messenger RNA, 5379 nt
Organism: Scophthalmus maximus (turbot)
Lineage: Eukaryota; Metazoa; Chordata; Actinopteri; Pleuronectiformes; Scophthalmidae
Gene: igf2bp3
Product: insulin-like growth factor 2 mRNA binding protein 3
Exons: 16
Coding region: 566-2383 (605 amino acids)
Biological process (GO): regulation of gene expression; nervous system development
Cellular component (GO): nucleus; cytoplasm; cytosol
Molecular function (GO): mRNA 3'-UTR binding
Source: RefSeq, a predicted model, not a curated record
UUGUCCCCACCCCAGAUUCCCGUGCAAUUUUCCCCAAUCCCAAACACUUAAUUGAGCAAUUGGGAUUCCUCACGUGUGGGCUGAUUUGUAGUUUGAACACGUGGCUCAUUCAAAAAAGCCGGAAUAGCAGAGGAUUUUUUUUCUCCCCCCCCCCCCUCCUCCUCCUCCUCCUUCUUCUUCUUCUUCUUCUUAUUCUAGGCUCUGGACUCAGAGGCGGGCGCCAGCCUUACCGUGUGUGACAUUCUCUGUCUCUUUGCCAAAGGGGUUUGGAGGAAGACACAAAGUAGUUUCUCCUCCUUUUCACCCAGCCCGCCAUCGUUUGGAGACACGAGAUUAAUAAUUGAGCAUUUAUUUAUUUCGCGAUAGCGACAGAGGGGCGAGGGAGCGCAAACGCACUGUGAGGCUGCCAGUUUAAAUCUAUCUGUGGCUUGGACGACCGGGAAGCACGCCGCGGCCACUCCGUAGUAGUAAAGGCGAUUUAGGCUACUCCAAACAGUGCUCGUCCGCGAGAGCGAACAACUAUCUCUCCCUCAGCGUAAAGAUUGUACCCUUUUCGGCGCAGAACAUGAAUAAGCUAUACAUUGGCAACGUGAGCGCAGAAGCGAGCGAGGAGGACUUCGAAACUAUCUUUGAGCAGUGGAAGAUUCCGCACAGUGGUCCGUUUCUUGUCAAAACUGGCUAUGCGUUUGUGGACUGCCCGGACGAGAAGGUCGCUAUGAAAGCCAUCGAUGUUCUUUCAGGUAAAGUUGAACUUCAUGGGAAACUUCUCGAAGUUGAGCACUCGGUUCCUAAACGUCAAAGGAGCUGUAAACUGCAGAUCAGGAACAUCCCGCCUCACAUGCAGUGGGAGGUUUUGGAUGGUAUGCUUGCGCAGUAUGGUACAGUAGACAGCUGUGAACAAGUCAACACUGACACAGAGACGGCAGUCGUCAAUGUUCGAUAUGGAGCCAAGGACCAGGCCAGGAUGGCAAUGGAGAAGCUGAAUGGAUCUAUGAUGGAAAAGUAUGCCUUGAAAGUUUCCUACAUCCCAGAUGAGACUGCUGUACCAGAGGGUCCUCCAGCGGGGGGUAGGAGAGGCUUUAACACACGGGGACCCCCUCGCUCUAGCUCUCCAGGUCUGGGCGCACGGCCCAAAAUGCAGUCGGACAUCCCACUGCGCAUGCUGGUUCCAACGCAGUUUGUAGGCGCAAUUAUCGGCAAGGAGGGCGCCACCAUCCGCAACAUCACCAAACAGACCCACUCAAAGAUUGACAUCCACAGGAAGGAAAAUGCAGGCGCAGCAGAAAAGCCCAUCACAAUUCACUCCACCCCUGAAGGUUGUUCGAGCGCUUGCAAAACCAUCAUGGAAAUAAUGCAGAAGGAAGCUAAUGACACAAACUUCACCGAGGAGAUCCCACUGAAGAUCCUUGCGCACAACAACUUUGUAGGAAGGUUAAUUGGGAAGGAAGGGCGUAACCUGAAGAAAAUCGAGCAGGACACGGGGACCAAGAUCACAAUCUCGCCUCUCCAGGACCUGACUCUGUACAACCUAGAGCGGACCAUCACAGUGAAGGGCCCCCUGGACGCGUGCGCAAGAGCUGAAGAGGAGGUGAUGAAGAAGGUCGCGGAAUCGUACGACAGCGACAUGGCUGCUAUGAACCUCCAGUCCAACCUGAUCCCAGGCUUGAAUUUGAAUGCUUUGGGUUUGUUCCCCAGCGGAGCACCAGGCAUGGGUCCCAACAUGUCCAGCGGCCCACCUCCUGGAGCCCAUGGUGGAUGUCCCUCAUUUGGAUUCAGCCCCUAUGGGAGUGAGGGGCAACUUUGGGCCUCUAUGCCAUCGGCGAGCAGCCAGCCACUUGCCGGACACCAAGAGUCGGAGACGGUUCACCUGUUCAUCCCUGCGCUUGCCGUGGGAGCCAUCAUAGGAAAACAGGGUCAACACAUCAAACAGCUGUCACACUUUGCUGGAGCCUCAAUUAAGAUUGCCCCAGCUGAAGGAAUGGAUGCCAAGCUAAGGAUGGUAAUCAUUGUCGGACCGCCAGAGGCUCAGUUUAAGGCUCAGUGUCGCAUCUUUGGCAAGCUGAAGGAAGAGAAUUUCUUUGGACCUAAGGAGGAGGUGAAGCUGGAGGCUCACAUCAAGGUUCCCUCCUUUGCUGCUGGACGAGUUAUCGGGAAAGGCGGAAAAACUGUGAAUGACCUGCAGAACCACUCGUGUGCAGAAGUGGUGGUGCCCAGGGACCAGACGCCCGAUGAGAACGACCAGGUCAUAGUCAAGAUUAGUGGACACUUCUUUGCGUGCCAGCUGGCCCAGAGGAAGAUACAGGAGAUUCUAGCCCAGGUGAGGAGGCAGCAGCAGCCCAAGCCCUCACCCGGAGCCCAGCCUCCACAGCCCCGCAGGAAGUAAAGGUCCCGCGGACCUGGAGGAAUGGUGACUGAAUCUGCCAGGAGACUCGACAGAUGGAACGAUGCAGCAGAGUCCAGGGGGAGAAGACAAGGGGUCGUCGUAGCUCAUCUCGGGGGGGUCCAAGGUUACCACCAACCAAACAUCCACCCCCUCCUUGUCUGUCUUGAUGAACAUUCAAGUGUGGCUUAUAAGAGAGCGUACGCCUCUUAACCUCCGCCCACCUCACCUCUCUGCAUCUCCGUGAGAAUGUACUUCUGAGGGCUCCCAACAACGUCACCUGCCCUCACGUGUACACACCCCUCGACCGCCCUCCUCCUCCCCCCACGGGUGUUUAAAAAAAAAAUAUAUAAAAAAAAUUGGAAAAAAAAUUCCCCCUUUUACACUAGAAACACAAAGAAGAAACAAGGACCCCCUUCCUUAUCACCUCCACGGUGUGGUACUUCAAACCUGACAAGAUGUUUUUGGUUGACUUCAGAUUUAGUUGACACUUUUCUUUUUUUUUUUUUCGAUAGCGUUUAAUUGGUUGAAGUUUUCUAAUGAGUUUUCUGUGGAAAGGAAAAGGCAUUGCUACCAAGGUCCCGGUUGGACCAACAGAGAGGUUUAUUUGGGGGGAGGGUUGGCUCAGAUGGGGUGGGCCAUGUUUAGGGGAAAGAUUCUUGUUUCAGGACAGGACCGAAAAGGUGGAUUAUAUUGGGUGUCCUGCCCUUGUAAUGAUAGUGGCAUUUUAUAAAUUCGGAUGCAUUUUAUAGAUAGACCUAUAUACAUAGAUGAAUAUAUAUUUAGAGGUGAGGGCAGCACCACAACUGACACUUAGGGAAACGGUGCCGAACUGCUGCUGCCCAGGAAAACCAAUUUAAUAUGCAUUUUACUUAACUACCUCAGGAUCUAGUACCUCAGAAGAGAAAAAAAAUGAUUAUAUAUAUAUGAAAAAAAUGUUCCUUUCUUUUUUUAUUUUUGCUUUUGUGGUAUUUUGUAUACUUUAUAAAGCUGAUAGUCUUUGAACAUUUUUAUUUUUUUAAGAAAAAUUUAAAAUUUGGUCAGCUGCCAACUGACCUCGCUUUCAACUCUGGUGCUUUAGGUGACAUUGUACAUGUGUAUGUGUGACUUAAGAUGACCCUGUACAUAAAGUCUAUUUGUACAUAGCAGCGCCGGAGCGAGAGUUGGCGCCCCCUCAGCUGGCGGCUGACAGGAGUAUCCAGAGAAAAUCGCCUCAGUUUUUCCCCUGAGGGUCCACCAUCUUUCUGAAAUCUACAAAACAACUGAGACAUGCAAACAACGCCGACCGUAAAUAAUUGCAGCAAUGCCAUAUAGUUUUGGGAUUGACAUUGUUAUUGGCAAUGGUACUUUAAUUUGUCAAAAGAAAUUUCCUUUUCGCCUUCCUGCAGGGGCUGUGGACAUGUAAAGGGCCCCUCCGCGGCCGCCCCGGAGUCGGCAGCGCGUCUGUCUGCGUGUCUGUCUGUGGGCUGCCCUGUCCUGCGCAGGCCACCCGCCACCUUCUUGACAAUGAUGUCUUAAGAGAAGUCCAAGCCCCGACCAGGUUUAUAUUCAUAGAGCAAGCUUUGUCAGUUCGGCGUGGCCCUCGUAGCCAGGUCAUCGAGUCAAUGUUAACGUCGUUCACUGCAUGGUGAUGUUAGGGGGAGUCACACUGAUAGACGCUUUUUUCUUUUUUCUUUUUGCGCUUUAGUAAAAAACAAAUGAUUUAAAAAAAAAGAUUUAAAAAAAAAAAAAAGAAGACAUUUCUCUGUAAACCCUCAAAUGUAACUUUGAUGUUUCAAUUUGUUCAUGCAGGGAAAAUGAGCCAGAAAAAAGGCACACAGAAUACUGACUGAACCCUGACUGGGAGUAAGGAUAGAGGAGAGAAAUCCAAAACGUAUACAAUUUUUUUUUUUUUUGAAUAUUUUUUUAUUUUUAAAUUUCAUUUGUCUCGUCAUGCCGAAUGUAAAUAUAUUGAUUGUGGUAAAAGUGCUUGAGUGUAUCCAUGCUUCCACAGUAGAACGCCGUCUACCUCAGCUGAGGGGGUGGGGGUGGGGUCGCUGCAGCACUGGGCUCCCCCGCCCUGCCCCCACUGAGCGCCAGCGCGCACCGAUACCUCAGUCCCCCGAACACUUCUUUUGACAUGGGCGCGCCAUCCUAACACCGCGCUCAACUGAGGGGCACAAGUGAUACUUAAAAUUAUCCCCGUCAUCCCGAUCCCCUUCCUGCCAGACCACCCUCCCCCACCCCCGCAGUUUGUUUUGAUCUACCUCUUUAGACGCAUAUUUGAAGUAGAGGCAUUCUUCUAUUUGUUAGGAUUUAGCAGCCCCCCCCCCCCCCCCCUUGACGCCUCCCCAUGCUUCCCCAGAUAUGAAUGGAAACUUAAACUGAAAUCAUGUACUCUUUAGAAUUUGAGAGAAUAAUUGAAAGUGAUAAAAAAAAAUAUUUUUCUUUUGCCAGUGUUUAUAUAUACUCUUUUUGGCUUAAUUGAUCUCAACUGGUGGCUAUUUCUUUCUGCUUUCUAUCUUUGGUGGUGUGGCUUACAUGUAUUUGAACUUUUGCUUGGUUUUUUCUUUCUUUUUUUUGGUGAAAAAAAGGUCAAAUCACGCGUUUGAUUUUGCAUUCAAUAGUUAAAACGAGAAAAAUAACUUUUUUUCUUUAAAAAAAAAAAAAGGGCCUGCCUUUUUUUGUUUCUGAUUUGUAAGACUUCAAAAUAGAUACAAGUCCUGUACUUUUUUUUUUUUCCCCCUUUGUCUUUCACAGUUGCUACACUCACUCGCUGAUUUGGUAGCCAUUUUCUUCUGUUAGCAUUUCUUGGCUGUGUAAUGUGGAACAUCCUCUUGGUAUGGGACAGAUUUGUGGGACUGGGUCUCGGAGUUCUUUGAAAAAGUGAUGUAAACUUCAGCAUGAUAUUUCCCUCCUCCCCCUCUCUGCAACCAUGCUUGUGCCCCUUCACCUCCCCCUCGCACACAGCUCCACUUGUCAAAUGCCUCUGAAUUAAAAAAAAAAAAAAAUCUAAAUAA